ACAUGACUGGAGGCGUCUGAGAAGACAGCACACUAUCCAGGACAGCAGAGGGCUGAGUGGAUCACAGCAGGCAACACUGACACAAACUGCGGACAUUUCCGGAUCCCUGUCCCCCAAACUCUGACUCUAACAUGGAGCAGGAGGAUCUGAUUGAAAGGGAUCUGACCCUGACUGUGCUGCUCCCAGACGGACAUGAGAGAACUGUUACUCUGCAUGGCAGUAAACCAGUGAUGGACGUGCUGGUCAUUCUGUGUGCUCAGUACCAUCUGAAUCCCUCAGACCAUGUGAUCGAGCUUUUUUCCACCAAUCACAACAAGCUCAAGUUCCAGCCCAGCUCUCUGAUUGGCUCUCUGGAAGCUGAGCUCGUUGCGCUUAAACCUAAACAAAGUGACACCAGAAAGACCCCGAACAUACCUGUGGCUACAGUGCGUCUCCUGAUAAACUACAGGAAAUCCCAUAAGGCUGUACUGCGAGUCAGUCCCAGGGUUCCCCUGGCCGAGUUGAUGCCAGCUGUGUGUGAGAAGUGUGAGACAGAUCCAAAAACCACCAUGUUGUUGAGAGACAGCCAAUCAGAAGAGCCGCUGGAUCUGACUAAAACGCUCAACGAUUAUGGCAUCAGAGAAGUGUAUGCGAAAGUUGUUUCAAGUUCUCCAACUGACCCAGCAGCACUGAUUCAGAAAGAUUGCAAGAAGGAAAACUUUGCGGUGCAGGAGAAAGUCCUGGGAGAGAAAGAGAAUAGAGGAUUUCUCGGCUUGUUUAGGAGAAGCAAGAAAUCGGCUGAAGAGCCUGCCACCACCACCACCAUUAGCACCGCCACCUCUCCGGUGCUGAAAGAUCAGCAUGCAAACAAUCCAACCAGCUCCAAAGCCUCGUCCAUGACGUCUUCUGAAAUGCCCAAGAAGAGGCGGGCGCCUCAGCCUCCCAGCAUGCCCGGCUCGCAGAGCGUCUCUUAUGAACUGAACUCUAGUCACCAGUCAACACUGCCGUCCAUCGAUGAUGAAAAACAGGGUGUGCGAAGUCGUGUCUCAUCCACCGAGUCGGCUCUCAAGAGGAACAAACGUAGAGCUCCACCCCCUCCACACUCAAGCCCCUCCCAGGCAGACACUUCAGAUCAAGAAAGGUUGUAUACAGGAUCCUUUCUCGAGGACACUGAUGAUGAUGACGCUGCUGAAGCCGGUUUCAACCAGUCCAGCGAUUUUAACUUGUCCAUCCCAUCGUCCUCUCUGAUGACCGAAGUCCUGUCUGAAUUUAUUGACAGAAUGAAAACCAUGGAGCAGAAAGACAUCUCGUUUGAUCGGUCUAUGACACAUUCACCUCCAGUGUCUGGAUCUCUGGACGGUGAUCCCAUGGUGCCCCCUGGCUGUGAGCUGCUGAGACACGGCUCUCAGAGACACGGCCUCACAACCUUCACCGUGGUGCCUCAGAGAAGGCCUCAAAGCAUGAGACAAUACGAGUUUCUCCUCACAAUGGAGAAAAUGAAUGGAGAUGCAGGAGGAAAUCUGGAGGGAAGUAGCUCAGAAUCCAGAAAGACUGAGAAAACGGAGAUGGUGAUGCUUGAAAGAAUAGAUGCUGAAUUUGAGAAUGUAGAGGAAACGAAUAAAGAGCUGGGUAUCACAGAAGCGUUUGGGAAAUUAAACCUGAACAUGAAUGCAGGAGAUGGGAUGGAAGAUAGAGAUGAGAGAGACUGGAUAGAGGAGUACAAAGAAAGAAGGAGGAGAUUUCUAAGCAAUGAUGAUCAUGACAGUGGGAAAGAAGCAAAAUCAAAGACCUCUACAAAAGCAUUUGAUGAAGAAAUCGUGGAUGAUGUUCCUCCACCAUCACCACAACUUCGUGUUUGCUGGGAAGAGGAAGACACUGAGACGCAGAAUCUAAAGGAAGCUGAGGUAGACCAAGCAACAAACACUUUCCCUAUGCAAAACCCAAAUACGUCCAGGUGUGAUCCUAUAUCUGAUGGUGAUACCCAAGGCCCCGACUGGGAUGUAAACCUUUCCUCCAACGUCGAGUCCUCCAAAUCUGACUCACCUUCCCCAAGCUCUCCUCAAUCCAGUCCUCGUAAUCACCAACCCAUUUCAGUUCAGUCUACUUUGCCCAAGGUCUCAAAAUCUGAACUCGACCCUGGCUUUGAGCGUUCUUCUCCAAACUCGCCAUCUCUUUUUGCUUUGGCCGUCUCCCAGAGAGUCCAGAGUCUUGGAAAUGCCUUUUGUCCUUUAAUUCCGUCUACAAGAAGGAUCAGCUCUCCAACUCAACAUCCUCAAAGUGUCGGUUCUCAAAACACUUCCUCUCAAAAGCUCUAUUUCCAAAACCUGAUCUCGCAAGAGUUCAUUUCUAAGAGUCCAGCAUGUCUAGGUGCCUGCAAUGAAGCCCCGCCUACCUCUGCUAUGACACCUCAGGCGAGGAGGCAGGCCUGGCUUUCCUGUUCACGCACACAGUUGAAGCAUUUGGAGCAGCCCUCAAGAUCUGGGUCCAGAUGAAGCUUCAUCACGUCACAUUUGGUUGUUUUUGGAAAUCUAAAGAAGUACAGGCUCGCAUUAUAUCAUUAAUGAAUUACAUUUUGAUUUUGAUGGCUUUAUUAUUCCUUUUUUUUUUUAAUUGAGCCCUGUUUGUUAUA
This is a messenger RNA of Neoarius graeffei (lesser salmon catfish), 2608 nucleotides long. It is a transcript of the gene cobll1a, whose product is annotated as cordon-bleu WH2 repeat protein-like 1a. Bases 132 to 2471 code for a protein of 779 amino acids. Gene Ontology annotation, molecular function: actin monomer binding. Lineage: Eukaryota; Metazoa; Chordata; Actinopteri; Siluriformes; Ariidae. The record is from RefSeq and is a predicted model, not a curated record. The transcript is spliced from 11 exons.